Molecule: messenger RNA, 1026 nt
Organism: Trametes versicolor FP-101664 SS1
Lineage: Eukaryota; Fungi; Basidiomycota; Agaricomycetes; Polyporales; Polyporaceae
Exons: 6
Coding region: 125-937 (270 amino acids)
Source: RefSeq, a predicted model, not a curated record
CCGCGGCCACCGCCUCCUCCCUCCUCGUCUCUGGAUCCCCCCUCUGAGCUAAUCAUCACACUUGGGACAGCUCGCUGCACAUCCGUUACCUGUCUGGGCUCGUCUUCUUGGAGCUUUUCGUCAAAUGCCUAGGCUACCGGACUCGGACGCUACCCCAGAUCCGCUAUGGACGCGUACAGCCCGCCGCUCUCGCAAAGCGGUCCGCAGGCUAAACAAGUCUAUCAUGCGCUCGCACAACUUCCGCAUACCAAAAUAUGACAUGCCUGUACGCCUGAGGCCGUGGUUUGUAGUCUUCACCUGCUUCAUCCUGCUCAGCUUGGCGUUGCUUGGCUUCACGAACUUUACCCACGCGCUACCGCUGAACGACAAGCUGCUCCACUUCCUCUGCAUGGCGAUUGCUACGGGGGUGUUCUACUUCAUAUUCGAUGUCGAAGAGGAUGCAAGGCGCAUAUGGUUCUGGCGCAACUCCCCCUUGAUUUUCUCUGGGGUUGUGUGUUUCUUCUUCGGCGGGAUCAUUAGCGAAAUUGUGCAAUCCAUGCUACCGUACAAGGAAUUCCAAGCGGGGGACAUUGCAGCCAACCUGCUAGGCUCAACACUGGGCCUUUACAUUGCCUACCACCUCGAGAAAUACUACAGGCACCGCAGAGAAAUAUCCCGUCUCUAUCAACCCCUUGGCACUGACGGAAUGUCAGACGACGAUGAAGAAGAGUCCGACGUGGACGGAACGCAGCUGCUUCCGUUGCACUAUGAGCCUUCCACGCCACGAACACCGGGCUCGAAGCCCAGCGGGACGCCGCGCACGCAGAAGUCUGUCCGCAUCGCGGACGUGUGGGACGAGCGGGAGGACCUGUUCGAUAUUGGGGACGAGAGCGACGAUGACGAGCCGCGCAGCCGGGCGGGCCCGCCUCCCCCGAAGAUCGUCGUCAGCGAGGAGUAAUUUAUAGACUGUACCAACGCGUCUGCGCGUAAUAGUAAUAUUUGUACCUGUACAUCACUAUGGCGAGGAAUAGCGGGGUGAGAUAAUGG